GUCCGAUGAGCGCGUGGGCUCUUCCUUGGCAGUUACUUCUGUCUGUGUUUACGGGUGAGGGCUAGUUGACUGUAUACGGCAAGCCGGAAGACGAUGUGGGUAUAGCCCAAUGCGAUGGGUGUUAUGCUAAGCUCUAAUUCAUAUACGACCAGAUUCAGUGAAAUUUUUACAUGCGACCAUAGGACGUUGAAAACAAGGCUUCCCGUUCGCUCAGCCCGAUUUAAGCAAAGUACCGGUGGAUUAGUACUCAGGUGGGUGACCACUGGGGAAUCCCCACUGUUGUAUGUAACGAAUCUCUUUUUGCAGCUCUUGGCUCAGCCCUGUGAAGAUAAGAAUGGAAUCAUAGGAUAUAGUACAGCAAUGACGCUGAAACCUGCGAAGCGUUACCAGUACCUUUUUGGAGAACAAUGCUUCUAUCUACCUCCACAGGGUAAGACGCGCAACAGCCUGGACGGCCAGUAGCAACUACUUGCAGUUUCUACACAGCGGUCCAGCCAUACCUACUAUUCCAGCCAUGUCCCUACCGCUGCCCCUUCACCAAUG
Boeremia exigua is the source of this 543-nucleotide messenger RNA. RefSeq lists its product as uncharacterized. The transcript has 3 exons. NCBI's taxonomy places the organism in Eukaryota, Fungi, Ascomycota, Dothideomycetes, Pleosporales, Didymellaceae. The coding region runs from base 115 to 462 and encodes 115 amino acids. The record is from RefSeq and is a predicted model, not a curated record.